AUGAAGGCGCCACAAGUCUGGAUAAACGGCGAAAAGAUGCGAUACUGCCAGCAGUGCGGUCACUUUGAAAACCUGGACAUGUUCAUCGGCGCAAACAGGAGCUGCAAGAUGUCCCUGGACCGCCGCUCAGCGAUCGCUCAUGCUUCAAAACGGAAAGAACUGCGAUCAGCGAAGUCCCGGGAUCAGGAAGGCAAUCAGGAGCUGAGCGCCAGCGACAACACCAGCUCCGAUAAGGGUGAACGCAGCGGCUGGAAGGACCUUGACAGCACCUGGGGCAGUCCUGAGGAAAUGAUGCGAACUGAAUCCAGCAGGAGAAAUGUCCUUGCGUCAGCGACGCACGAACCACACCCUGGUCAGCGGGGCUGGCCAGGCGACAUCCCUAGCGCGCAACGAUACUCUAAGGGCACUUAUUUGCCGUGCGGUAAUCGCUGUACAGCUGUGCGUCUGGCGCUCCGAGGGGACUGCCUAAUCACCAGGUCUCCAACUGGGCCGAGCCUGCCGCUUAUAAACGAGGGACACUGAGGGCGGGGGGGGGGGGAAGUGAGAGCAACAAUAAUAAGCUCCAAUAGUGUAGGCAGAAUGCCGGAACUAUGGAGCUGUCAGCUGAAAUAGUAAAUUCGAAAUCUCAGCAAGCCAUACGGCUGCCGUACAUAACCUAGCUUAGAGGCUAUACUCGCUUUGCUCCUGCCGCAUCUAAGCUACAAAUAU
Messenger RNA from Volvox carteri f. nagariensis, 708 nucleotides. RefSeq lists its product as uncharacterized. The coding region runs from base 1 to 522 and encodes 173 amino acids. Lineage: Eukaryota; Viridiplantae; Chlorophyta; Chlorophyceae; Chlamydomonadales; Volvocaceae. The transcript has 4 exons. Gene Ontology annotation, molecular function: DNA binding. The record is from RefSeq and is a predicted model, not a curated record. Gene Ontology annotation, cellular component: nucleus.